AUGGACCAACCAAAGGUCAUCGACGAUGAAAAGCAGCCCUACGUUGCUCACGACAUAUUCGUCGCGGGUAAUAACACACCGUCGUUAUCCUCAUACUCGUCCCAUCCGUCGUCUCGCACUGCGUAUGACGCUCACAGCCAUCAUGCCAACGAGCAACAUGACUCGACUACGGGCCCGAAUUUCGACUUUGACCCUCCUGAUGGCGGAUGGAGGGCUUGGUCUCAGGUCCUUGCCGCCAACCUCGCCAAUGCUGUAUCCUGGGGCUACGCUGCUACAUUUGGAGUAUACCAGCUGUAUUAUGUUGACACAAUGGGCCUAGAGGCAUCACAGGUAUCUUGGAUUGGGUCAGUCCAGGUAUUUCUUGCAUUUAUUGUCUGUGGCCCAUCCGGCCGCAUUGCCGAUGCUGGCUACGCCCACGAGAUUAUCAUUGUGGGCUGCUUCUUCGUUGUGCUGGGCUCUUAUAUGACGAGCUUUUGCUACGAGUAUUGGCAAAUCAUGCUCGCCCAAGGGGUUUGCACGGGGAUUGGUCUCGGCGUCAUUUCUACACCUGCCGUCGCCAUCACCAGCUCGUACUUUAGCACACGCAGAUCACUGGCGCUGUCCAUGUCAGCCAUGGGAACCUCCGCGGGGGGUGUUGUCUUCCCGGCGAUAGUGCAGUACCUGAUUCCUCAGGUAGGGUUUAGCUGGGCUACCCGAGUUGGUGCUCUGGUUGCGCUCAUAUUUUGUAUAGGAGCCUGCGUGCUCCUGAAGCCGUACAUCCCGGGGCGGAAAUCGGGCCCCUGGGUUGAGUGGGCAGCUUUCAAAGAGAUCCCUUAUGCAUUAUUUGCCGCUGCAGCGUUUUUGAACUUUUACGGCAUGUACUUUGGACUUUUUUAUAUUAAUAGCUUUGCGCGCAACGUCAUUGGAUUUUCGUCUGUCGAAUCUGUAAGCUUGCUGCUGAUUACGAAUUCCAUCGGCCUCCCGGUCCGACCGAUUAUAGGAUAUGUGGCAAAUACGCAUGUUGGACCGAUUAAUGUUUUCAUCAUGGCCACUGCGUUUGUAGGCGUCAUGCUGUUUAUUUGGACGACGAUAACUACACGGGCGAGUAUGUACGUGUUCAGUGUCUUUUACGGCCUGGCUGUCAGUGCCAAUCAAAGCACCUAUGUUCCAUCACUGGCGAGUUUGACUCGGGAUCCGCAAAAGAUGGGGAUCCGAUUCGGCAUGAUCGAAACAUUAUGCGCUUUUUCUACCCUAGCCGGCCCUCCUACGGCGGGGGCAAUCAUUGAUCGAACGGGCAGUUAUGCCUUGGCUCAGAUUUGGGGCGGAUCAGUAAUGCUGGCUGCUGCAUUAACUCUGGUGGCGUCGCGAGUAUCUAUUACCGGCUGGAAGUGGAAAGUCUUGAUAUGA
Messenger RNA from Metarhizium brunneum ARSEF 3297, 1386 nucleotides. Its product is annotated as Aspyridones efflux protein. Gene Ontology annotation, cellular component: membrane. The record is from RefSeq and is a predicted model, not a curated record. Gene Ontology annotation, molecular function: transmembrane transporter activity. Gene Ontology annotation, biological process: transmembrane transport. NCBI's taxonomy places the organism in Eukaryota, Fungi, Ascomycota, Sordariomycetes, Hypocreales, Clavicipitaceae.